Penicillium oxalicum is the source of this 1512-nucleotide messenger RNA. RefSeq names its product glycosyltransferase family 69 protein. NCBI's taxonomy places the organism in Eukaryota, Fungi, Ascomycota, Eurotiomycetes, Eurotiales, Aspergillaceae. The coding region runs from base 1 to 1512 and encodes 503 amino acids. The transcript has a single exon. The record is from RefSeq and is a predicted model, not a curated record.
AUGAAAGCGCGACAAUUGCAGGCUCUACUAGCCGGCGCCAUCAUCGCCACGGUGCUAUUAUUUCUCGCGACCCAACAUCUUCGCUCGCACGGGUUUCCUAGUGGCCGGGGGGAAUUCAGCGAGGAUUCAGCGUCGACUUUCGAUGAUAACCAAGGCGCUGUUUCGGAUGUGCACGCGCAAUCUCAGACAGGGUUUGCUGCCACCCUCCCGCGGAGGGACCUGAACGUACCCAGGAGGUCAUCUCUGCAGGAGUGGGACAGCGCAUGGGACGACAAGACACUUUGGCCCGAGGAGCCAGGUCCGGCGGUGGCAAAGUCAGCUAACGAGUCUGCUCACUGGGCGUCUGCAACAAAUCACAUUUUACCUGACGAGGUGGAGGAAAUCUUAGGGUCCAUUUGGAGGGAAGAAGAUGGGGAUAAUUCGACUUCAAAGGCUGGGCAUCUCACUUGUCCAUUGCAGAGAGGGUCGCGAUACAAUCUACUCCGGGACAAGGCUGCGGGUAGCGGCCAAGUGCAAUUCUUCUUUGCGCUGAAUCUACAUCAAUCUAUCGACGUGAUCCCACGACUGAUGGGAAGUGUCCUCGAGACAGUACGGUUCUUGGGGCCUGAACACUGCGCGAUCUCGAUCGUGGACGGCCGAUCCGACGAUGGAACGUAUGAAGUUGUCGCGGCGCUCAGACCGCGCGUUGAGAGCAUGGGCGCGCAAUUCUAUCUCUCAGCCACGAGGAGCCGAGCGAAAGAUGAAGACUUGCAGCGGGCUGAGCGCUUAUCGGCGAUGCGCAAUAAGGUUCUUGAGCCUUUGAGGGAAGUCACCUCGACGGGUCCCGUAAGAGGGCUUUCGGGUACGUUUUCGCCCGAUACGGUUGCUGUGAUACUGGAUGCUAUCGCUCUGUGCCCGGAAGAUAUUCUGGAACUCAUCUUGCAGCAUGUUCAUCAAGGUGCGCGAAUGUCCUGUGCUGUUGAUUGGAUUUGGAACGAGACGCUGGUGUCCAAUUCUCGUGAUGUACGAUCACUCGACGGGACUCCGAUCUUUGAUAUAUCACGUGGGAGUUCCAUCUCUCGCGUUGAGGAUGUGCUUUUCCAAAAUCACACCAACAGGCAUCGCUACGCGUCUCUGCCGGUUCAAGUCUACUCAUGCUGGGGAGGAAUGGUUGUCUUGGAUGCGUUGCCCUUUGCCGAAGAUUGGAUCAAAUUCCGAUUAGCGGCAUCGGGGGAAUGCGUAACCAGUGAGGCAAUGUUACUCGCGAGAGAUCUCUAUCAGCGCCGAGGGGGGAGGAUCAUGGCCGUUCCGGCAAUCAAUGUGGCGCACUCCAACAAGGAUGCCGCUGAGAUCAAGCAGCUUCGAGGAUACGUGCAGGAUCAUGUCCACAUGUUCCAGCCCGCCUUGGACAAUCAAGAGACGAUUGGCUGGCAGCGUGCACCGCCUGCAAUGGUCAAAUGUCUCUCAUCGCAGGAUGAUCCUCGUUGGAUGAAGAUGCAAGACACAAUCAGGACCCAGACCAGAGGUGAAUGA